This is a messenger RNA of Tetrahymena thermophila SB210, 2709 nucleotides long. RefSeq names its product transmembrane protein, putative. The record is from RefSeq and is a predicted model, not a curated record. The transcript has 6 exons. Gene Ontology annotation, biological process: reciprocal meiotic recombination. Gene Ontology annotation, cellular component: nucleus. NCBI's taxonomy places the organism in Eukaryota, Ciliophora, Oligohymenophorea, Hymenostomatida, Tetrahymenidae. Gene Ontology annotation, molecular function: double-stranded DNA binding.
AUGCCAGAGCUAGUUAAGCAAGCCAUACAGAAAUGUGAUAUUUUCGGGAAUGCGAUAGGUCUUAAUAUGAACUAAUAAAAUAUAUAUAAAUCUAAAUUUGGAGGAUUCAUCUCGAUAGUUGUUGGAAUAAUUAUAGCAUAUUACUUUUGGACAAACUUUAUCAUAUUCAUCAAUUAAGAAAAAAUGACUGUCACUAGUGAAAUUGAAUACGAUAUUAAUCCUUCAAAUAUUGUUUUAGGACAAAACUCUUUGAUGUUCGCUAUUAAUAUAUACUAAACUAACUUAGACUUUCUUACAAAUCCUUUCUUUAAUAUUGUUUUAAACAUAGGAGUGUUUGAGAAUAAAGGGACUACAUUUAAUUAUAAGUAUCUUCCAGUAGAGCUGGAACCUUGCACUGAAGCCCAUUUCCAAGCUUAUUUUAAUGCAAAAUAUGUUAGCGAAAAUAUAGAGACAGAUAAAUAAAAUAUAAUUAAUAAUUUUCUUUGUCCAAAAUUAGACUAAUCAUUUAAUUUGAGUGGUUUAUAUUUGUCUCCAGUUUUUAAUUUUGUGCGAAUAUAAGUAAAAAGAUGCAUACAAAGCGAAUUAAACUCUAUUAAUCCUAAUUGGAAGGUCAAGUGUGCACCAAGCGAUUCUGUAAGUUAGUUUUUAGACUAAAACGGGAACUUUAGAGUCAGCGUAUACCAUAAUAAUUACUUGAUAAGUCCAGAUAAAAACACUUAAUAUGCCUAAGCUUACUUAAAUCAAGAUUUAUCAUUUCUAUUUGUCCCAAAUUAGAUGUUUAAAAGUGUGGAUGUUUUUCUGAAGGACUAUAAUAUAAAGACUAAUAAUUAUGGAUUUUUCACUUCCUAAACAAAUUAUGAAUAAUACAUAGUGUAUGACUACAAGGAUUAUACAGAAAGUACAACAUUAGGGUAAUAAGGCGACAUUUAUACCGAAGUAUUUUUGAGGAGAAGUCCUUAUACUUAAAUAUAUACAAGAGAACAUGAAAAUUUCACAUAAUUUCUUAGUAGUUUGGGAGGUUUUAUCAAUAUUCUGAUUACAGUUGUUGGGAUAUUUAUCCGUAAAUAUAAUUACUUUUAAUUUACCAUAGAUUUAGCAAAUAAAUUAUAUAACUUCGACUUAGAAGUUGAAAGGAGCAAAAGUAAUUCUACCUUAAAAGACCAAGCUGAUUCUAAAAAUUCUAACCUUCUUUAGAUUACUCCUCAAUAGGAUACACCUUUAAAACUUGUUUAAUCAAAAAUAACCAAUAAUAAUCUUGCAGGCAUCAAUAAUAAUUAUAUUACAGCUGUUUGUUUAGAUUCUCCAUCAAAGAUGAGUAGAAAAUCAAGUAAAAUAGUUACUGAAGAUGUUUUUAAAUUUGUGGAAUCGCCUCAAACAAAUUUAUGUAUUUUACCAUCCUAAAAUGAAAUAGCAAAAGCAAGUAUUAUUUAAAAUCCUAAAAAUUCUCAACAAACCAUAGAUAAUAAAAAUAAAACAUUAAAUAAUAUUUCAGUUUAAAUGACUUCGUUUAGCUAAUUGCAAAAAAAUGAAAUUAGUAAACAGAGUAGAAUAAAUAAAAUCAAAUAAAAGAUUUGGAGAGCAAUAAAAUUAAUUAAUAAUCCUAAUUAGGAAUAGAUGCAAGUUCUUGAUAAAAAAGAAAAAAAUAUCAAUUAGUCUAUUAGCAAAUUGAGAGAAUAAAUAUAAAAUUAUAAGCAAUUAGGGUUUUCAAACAAAGCAGAUUUCUUGUUUAGCAAUUUUAAAAAAUUAAUUAAAAGAUAACAAUAAAAAAUUAAAUUUAGCCUAUCUUACUUGUUCAGAGCAUUUAAAUGUAAUCAUCAGCAGAAUGUAGUUCUCUUAAAAGCUUAAAAUAGUGUUAGUAUGGAUUUAGAUAUUUAUACUAUCCUCUAAAAAUUGUAAGAAGUAGAAAAAAUAAAAAGAAUCCUUUUUAAUAAAGAUUAAAAUACCCUCUUUUCCUUCUGCCCAAAACCAGUUAUCAGCUACAUAUCACAACCUUCUUAAUAAAAAACUAUAGAAUAAAAUAUUAACAUUCCUAACACUUCUGCUAUUUAGGAAGUAUCAAAUCCAUAAACAUAAAAUGAUCAUUUGUUGGUGAAAAAUAAUGAUUUUGAACAAGUAGAAUCAUAUUAAAGACUCUAUUAAGCAUUUGAUAAAAUAAAGAAAAAAGAAAAUAAAAAUGGUCUGCACAUUAUAAAUAACAGGCUAAUUAAAGAACUUGGAGCUGAAAUUAAUGAAAUAUUUGAGCUUUCAAGAGAGGUAGUGAAAGAAGGUGAUGAAAUUUAAAAAUAAGCAAUACUAGAUUCUUCAAUUAAUGUAUCGAAAAAGAGAAAAACUAUUAGUUAAUAAACUUUUAAUCCUUCAUAAACUCGCCACAGAUAAUUAUCAAAAUAUAAUUAACCUCAUUAAUAUAUACAUUUGAAUAGCAUGUUUAAUAGUCAUAACUAACUAAAAACAAAAGAAGAGCUUCCUUCUCAUUAAUUAAUAUAAAUAUAAGAUGACUAAAAUAUUGAAUCUAAACCAAACAAUCAUGAUGCUUCUCUAAAUAGAAUAUCAAUAUAAUAAACAGCAAAUAUAUCGCUUUUCGAAAUAGAAAAUAAGAGCUAAAAUUUAAAUUUUGAUACUAUCCCUGAUAUUCCUUUUGAACCUGGACCAGAAAGUAAUAUAACAAAGUCAGAGUUUUAAAAAGAAACUAAAUUAAAAUAAAUUCUAUGA